AUGGGACGCCGGCCCUACACCCAUUACGGCGUACGAAUUGGCCGCCGGAUUGGCGUGUUUACCGAUUGGAGCGAUUGUGCUGAGCAAGUCUCCGGAUACUCUGGCCAGUGCUACCACGGGUUUCACUCCUAUCGAGAUGCGUUCGACUUUGCCUACGGCAAGCCUGAAGCAUCACCCGAGCCCUUGACUUUCAUGGCGCCUGAGCCCGAGUCUUUCACGAUGCCUGAGCCUUUCACGACAUCUGAGCCCGAGACUGCCAUGGCGCCCGAACCCGAGCCCUUCACGCCUCCCGAGCCCCAGACUGUCUCGCCUCCCGAAUCCCAGAUUGUCUCGCCUCCCGAGCCCCAGACUGUCUCGCCUCCCGAGCCCGAGACUGUCACGCCGCCCGAGACUGUCACGCCGCCCGAGCCCGGAACCGCAGCUACACCGGAGCCUGCAACUGCCACAGAGUCUGAGCCGGCAAAUGCAAUUACACCCGAGUUUGAAAUUACCACGGUGCCCGAGCCCGAAACUCCUUCUCAACCUAGGACAGUACUAGAUGCUGAGCUUGGGCACCAGGAGCCGCCGCCAGCAAAGAAGGCCCGCCAUAGUGAGGAACAGGCUAGGGAACCUUUUUCUGAUACUCAAGAACACACCUUUGACAGCAAUGGCAUAGUUGGCGAAACGGGCGAGUCAUCAUCUAGUGCUACCGACCCGCCCGAGAUCGUCUGUAACGAUAUAAGAGAGGCGCAAGAGCUACUGUCGGCUCUCAUGGAGGGGGGUAGAGCAGUGAAAAUCAUCCCAGUGUCCCCGAAGAGGAAGUUGGAGGAAUAG
Messenger RNA from Fusarium vanettenii 77-13-4, 813 nucleotides. RefSeq lists its product as uncharacterized. NCBI's taxonomy places the organism in Eukaryota, Fungi, Ascomycota, Sordariomycetes, Hypocreales, Nectriaceae. The transcript has 2 exons. Bases 1 to 813 code for a protein of 270 amino acids. The record is from RefSeq and is a predicted model, not a curated record.